This is a messenger RNA of Marmota flaviventris (yellow-bellied marmot), 933 nucleotides long. It is a transcript of the gene Ahnak, whose product is annotated as AHNAK nucleoprotein. Lineage: Eukaryota; Metazoa; Chordata; Mammalia; Rodentia; Sciuridae. Gene Ontology annotation, biological process: regulation of RNA splicing. Gene Ontology annotation, cellular component: cytoplasm; costamere; nucleus. The record is from RefSeq and is a predicted model, not a curated record. Gene Ontology annotation, molecular function: protein binding.
GACUGCACCGCCCGCCCUGCCGGACCCGCCCCGACCGGGGCUCGCAGCAGUCAGCAGCCACAGCACCGCGACCUCGGGUCCCGCGCUGGAUAUGGCUGUGCCCCGGGGCUGAACGCGCAGGCUGUGUGACCGAGAUUCCCGACAGAGAGACUGAGGGGAAGAAAGGAAGGAGGGGCGGGCUCCUGGCAAGGCAUUCGCUCCUGAACUGAAUCCUGCAAAGAUGGAGAAGGAGGAAGAGACUACCCGGGAGCUGCUGCUGCCCAACUGGCAGGGCAGCGGCUCCCAUGGGCUCACCAUUGCCCAGAGGGAUGACGGUGUCUUUGUGCAGGAGGUGAUGCAGAACUCCCCUGCGGCCCGCACUGGGGUGGUCAAGGAGGGGGACCAGAUUGUGGGUGCCACCAUCUAUUUUGACAACCUGCAGUCAGGCGAGGUGACCCAGUUGCUGAACACCAUGGGGCAUCACACUGUCGGCCUGAAGCUACACCGCAAGGGGGAUCGUUCCCCUGAGCCUGGUCAGACCUGGACCCAUGAAGUCUUCAGCUCCCGCAGCUCAGAGGUGGUUCUGAGCACACCACAGUCAUCAACCCCGGGAUGCAAAGACCAGAAUAAAUCCAAGGAAGCCACCAGCCAAGCAGGGGCAGUUUCAAAUGCAGGGCUGUAGCCAUGGCCAGGAAGAAAACCGCCCCCUCUGAAGGUUGUUUUUGUGGCUGUUCUUUGGAGCAUUGUUCUAAAAAUGGGAAAUUGCAUAUUGCGGUGCCAGAGGAAACAAACACCUGCAGCUAAAGGGCUACCUUCCAUGAGGUGGCUUUUCAGAGCACGCAUGAUUAUAGCCCCAGCCUCCUCGGUUGGAGGCUGAGCAGAGACUCUAUCGGUGCCCAUCUUUCUUUUCUUUUCUCUUUUCUUUCUUUCUUUCUUUCUCUCUCUCUUUCUUUC